AGGCAGACAAACAGACAGACCGAGAAAACUUGUGACUAAAGCAGCAGGGGAGAAGCAGCUCUGCCGGAUAAAAAACUGCACCUUCAGUCUCUCCAUCUCCAACAGACAACAUGGACUGCGGGAUUUUCACGUCCAAGACCGUCCUCCUCUUCCUCAGCUUGAUAUUUUGGGCUGCAGGAGCGGCGUUGGCCUACGUCGGUGCCUAUGUGAUCAAGAGCUAUGACAACUUUGAAAGUUUCAUUCAGGACAGGUACACACUGAUCCCUGCAGCCAUCAUAAUCGGCGUCAGCGUCGUCAUGUUCAUUUUUGGUCUGGUGGGAUGCUGCGCCACCAUCCGGGAAUCCAAAGUCGGCCUUACCUUUUUCUUCAUGAUCAUCAUGCUGAUCUUUGCAGCUGAAGUGGCUGCUCUGGUAUUCAGCUUCAUCUACCAAGGCAAAAUAAAUGCAAACCUGGAGCACUCAAUGAAUGACGUCUUCAUGAAGUAUGACGGACAGGGCACUGAGACGAAAGCUGUGGACUACCUGCAGACUCAGCUGCAGUGCUGUGGUGUCAUGAAUUACACCAGCUGGUCUAACACCACCUGGUUCAGCAACCACAACAACACAGUGCCAAUGUCCUGCUGUAAAAACAGUACGACACAGUGCACUGGCAGACUGGACCAGCCAGAACUACUUAACACACAGGGUUGUCAGCCGAAGCUGGAUCGCCUCCUACAGGAUGUGUUGGGUUAUGCCAUGCUGGUCAUUCUGGGCUUCGCCAUCAUCAAGUUCUUUGGGAUGCUGAGUGUGUGUGUGAUCACCUGUAAAACUAGCAACCGGAGAAGCGGCUACCAGCCUCUGUAUGCCUGAACCACUACCUGCACAUGCUGAUCUACCACCUCCUCAUGUUGCUUGUCUAGGUUUGCAGACCACUCACUCAGCAGUGUACAUACACUUCUAGGUCAAUCAUUGUAAAAGUCUUAAGAAGGACUUCAGUCUUUUCCAACCUUUGUUUUUGUUUGUAAGUGAGGGGAUCUCAAUUUUUGAUAUCGAUCCAGUAUUGAGAGAGAAACUGUUUGUUACUGGAAUCUGUGAAGCAAGCUACAAGGACAAUUGUGCAUGGUUAUUUUUCCUCUGUGGUCAUAGGGUCACACACCCAUCGGUCUCCUGAGUUGUACAGUUUUGCAGCAGUUUUUCAGAACAAUACUCCUCAAUUUCUGGAAGAUCUUUUCCAUAAUAUCGUCAGACACUAAUAUUAACAAUCUGAGCCUGUCAGCGGCAAAAACAAGCACUUUUAGUGAACGUCAUGUUACAUUGACAGGAUGCAAUUUCCCUUCCAACCAGGCGACUGCAGCACUCUCACUCAAUACUGGACCAGUUUCAACAGUUGUUAUGCCCUUCAGUCACUUAGACAGAAAAACAUGGUAAAAUUAGAUCCAGGUUUUACAAAACAAAGUUCCCUUUUAAGUUUUACUUAAAUACUAGUAUAUAACAUAUGCACAAGUUGCAAACCUUGUCUUAAUCUAAAGGGGAUCUCACCAGAUUAUUACUCCACAUCUGAAAUCAGCACAAAUGUUCUUCUAACUUGUUAAAUAAUUUUGCUGAAUGUGGCUUUGAAUUGAGUUAUUGUCUAAAUGUUCCCUCUUUAGAGAUUUUUUAUCAUCUUUUAUGUCCCUGUACUGUCUCAGCCCAGCUGCUGUAAUAUUCUUUGGAAUAAUAAUAAGGACUUCAAACUAUAUUUUAAGCUGUUUGUGAUUGUAAACGAAAGGAUAGCUGUUUAAUGCCUUAUUAAGGGUUACAAUAUUUAUAGCCAACUGAAUACAGUAUAAUACAGUAUAUAUAUAAAGUUUUAUGGUCAGUUAACUGUAUUGAAUUAAGUGACAGUUCUACAUAGCUUGACUUUUGUUGUGUUUAUUAUGUUUCUAAAUUAAAAGGGUGAAACUUUCACAGCAGUCUGGUGCAGUUGUAUCACAUUAUUGUGUUUUUGCCUUUUUGCCUGUGUUUUUAAGAUUUUGUAAUUUACAAUAAUAUAUCAGAGAGGACACACUGGCAGGUGCAGAUAUGUGUAAUUAUGAAAUUACAGAGAGAAAGUUGUGUCUAAUCCUGUGGUCAUUUUUGUGCCAAAACACCUUCUGCUGCUGUGCUUUUUUUUUAAAGAGCAGACCAGUGUUGCGGAGUGUACAUUCAGAGCAUCACAUUAAAUGUGACCCGUGGUGUUAAUCUCUCCUCUCUCACCUCCUGACACUCCUGAUAAAGAGGCCCUUAGUGCUGUGGAGAACAGGAGUGCUCAUCUCACAUAAGCUAAGCAAAGAUAAAUGAGAAUAUAAACUCAUGUCUAGGUUCAUUACAGUCAUCAAUCAUCACAGAGCAGCACAGGUUAAAGUAUAGGUCACCUGUUGAUGAGGCUGUACAGCAGAUACAACUAGUUUUAACCAUUAGUUUAAUUAAAAUGUAAAGUAUACCAUGAUCUGUAUCAUUAACGGUAAAUUGAAACCAGCAAUGUAUCAACCUAAUUUUUUUCCUUUUUUGCCAUCCCUAUCCUUGUAAUAAAAAUGAUAUCUUUUC
Messenger RNA from Centropristis striata (black sea bass), 2543 nucleotides. RefSeq names its product tetraspanin 36 (gene tspan36). NCBI's taxonomy places the organism in Eukaryota, Metazoa, Chordata, Actinopteri, Perciformes, Serranidae. Gene Ontology annotation, cellular component: membrane. The transcript is spliced from 7 exons. The record is from RefSeq and is a predicted model, not a curated record. Gene Ontology annotation, biological process: protein maturation; regulation of vascular endothelial growth factor signaling pathway; protein localization to plasma membrane. The coding region runs from base 111 to 848 and encodes 245 amino acids.